Messenger RNA from Didymodactylos carnosus, 1203 nucleotides. The record is from the annotation of a GenBank genome assembly. Lineage: Eukaryota; Metazoa; Rotifera; Eurotatoria; Philodinida; Philodinidae.
AUGAGUUCACGUGCUAUAAUUCGAUUGUGUGACGUAACAAUCCGUAAUUCAACAAAUAUAGCGGCAUCGUCGACAACUAUUUACCAAUCACGUCGUUGGAUAAGUUUACAUGAAUAUCAAAGUAAAAAGAUACUUAACGAGAAUAAUCUGAAUGUACAACGUUUUCAAGUAGUUGAUUCACCAGAAGAUGCAUUCAGAGCUGGACAGGAAUUGAUGAAAACAAUCGCUAAAGAAUUAGUUAUUAAAGCACAAAUAUUGGCUGGCGGACGUGGAAAAGGUACAUUCGAUAGUGGAUUAAAGGGAGGAGUUAAGUUAACAAAGGAUCCAAAAGAAGCUCAACAAUAUGUGAAACAAAUGGUUAAACAUCGUUUAGUAACAAAACAAACACCAAAAGAAGGAGUUGAAGUUCAAAAAGUUAUGGUAGCCGAAGCCUUGGAUAUAGCACGUGAAACAUAUUUGGCUAUCUUAUUAGAUCGUGCUUAUGGUGGUGCUGUACUCAUGGGUUCUCCUUGUGGAGGUGUUGAUAUUGAAGAAGUAGCUGAAAAAACUCCUGAUCAAAUUUAUACGACUCCUAUUGAUCCUGUGCGUGGGAUGCAGAAAGAACAAGCACACGAUAUGGCUGUUAAACUUGGUUUCAAAGGCAAAUUAGCGAACGAGGUUGUGAUUAAUUUUGAUGCUAAAUUAAGUUUUGAUGACAAUGCAAAAUUUCGACAACAAAAUGUAUUCGAUAUGGAAGAUACAAGUGAAAGUGACCAACGUGAAGUGGAAGCGACACAAGCUGGAUUAAAUUACAUUGGUCUUCAUGGAAACAUUGGUUGUUUGGUUAAUGGAGCCGGACUUGCCAUGGGAACUAUGGAUAUAAUAAAACUACAUGGGGGACAGCCAGCCAAUUUUCUUGAUGUUGGAGGUGGUGUUAAAGAAGAACAAGUGUUAGAUGCAUUUAAAAUUUUAUUUAACGACCCACAGGUCAAAGCUGUUCUCGUUAAUAUAUUUGGCGGUAUUGUCAAUUGUGCUAUUAUCGCUAAUGGAAUUGUAAAGGCUUGUCAAAAAUUAGGUUUAAAAAUUCCAUUAGUUGUUCGAUUGCAAGGUACGAAUAUGGAUGAGGCACGAAAAAUUUUACAAAAUAGUUCUUUACCGAUAACAGCGGAGAAUGAUUUUGAACAGGCAGCUAUAAAGGUUUGCUCAAUGGCUCAGGGUAAAUAA